GCCUAAAGUCAGGCCGCGCAACCUGCCUUUAAUCACCAGAAACGACCAUUGCUUUACCAACUGGCCUACGUACCUACACGACAGAGGAACUUACUUCGUUCCCUACUCAGCUACAUGCUCACCCACCACAUAAUGGAUUCUCAAACCCAAACCCACGGAGAUCAAGACCAACAAAACCCCUCUGGCUACGAACCUACCUGGCCUAAGGACCUGGGCAUCUCCCCCAUGCCGGCGGCCUCAAUCUUCCAGUUCAUCACCCGCUUCUACCAAGUAUCCGACAACCCGGAUCUGACCGAAGAAUGGCUCAGCUUUUUCGGGGAGGAAGCCAAGGUCGUGAUGGGCGAGAAGGUUGCUGAGGGGAAGGAUGAGCUUCGUGUCCUAAGAAAGGGAAUGUGGGAAAAGAUCAAGACGAGGAAGCAUACAGUUCAGAAGGGGUUUCCGGGUAUGUUCCCUCUUACUGGACCGUUGGGAGGAGGGGGGGUGAAAGGUGACGGUGUCCUGAACUUGGAGUUUAUGAUAUAUGGGACUGUGCUUUAUACGUUGAGGGAGACAGGCAAAGAGGAGAAGAUGGAUUGGGCGGCGCAUGGGAUAUUGGUUAGAAGGGAAUUGGAGGACGGAGAGGAGAAGAUGAAGAAGAAGGAAGGUGGUGGUCGUGGUAGUUCUGAUGGCAAAGCAUCCGCAAGGGGAAAUACUUCGCCAUUUGUGUUUGGGAGAUAUAGAGUAUAUUUGUCUUCUGGCGUUGAGUAGUGUAGUGGGAGGAUAGACACGUGGAGAUUCCCUUUGUAAGAUGACAAGAUAGCACUUGGAGAUUUGAUGGAAGAGUAUGGUCUGGUAAUGGGAUUUGGAUUGCGAUCGUGGUUUGGGGUGAUAUUCGUUGUAGACAAUUAGUAUCAGUUUCGCACUA
Molecule: messenger RNA, 904 nt
Organism: Neurospora crassa OR74A
Lineage: Eukaryota; Fungi; Ascomycota; Sordariomycetes; Sordariales; Sordariaceae
Exons: 2
Coding region: 115-747 (210 amino acids)
Source: RefSeq, a predicted model, not a curated record